AAUCGAUUGAGGAGGUUAAACCUACAUUUCCAAAUUCAACAAGCACAGCACAACAAGCAUUCCCGUCUUCUCAUGACACGACCGUCUUUCUCUAGACUCGCUCUCUCGAACCGCGCGCGAUAGCUUUGUCUCACGGCUCGCAUUACUUGUGUCAAUCCGAGCCUUGGACGGACUAUGAUCUUCCCUUGACGGCGCGCAGAGGACCUGGGCGACUGUAGUGCCAUCCAACUCAUAUAUCUGGUAGUUAUUCACCCCACCAAGAGCCUCCGUCAUGUCUUCCAUGUAUACUAUAUCCCCCGCGUCGCUUCACGACCUAAGUGAUCAUUCUGGCAACUACAUCCAACCACCUCGCCAUCUCGACGGCCAAUCUAAGCUCCCGCACAACGGUCCCAACACCCCGGAGUCUAACUUGUUGUCGCCUUACUCUUCACAUGCUCGCAGCAACUCAGCCUCGCCGACGCUAAACUCAAGCACCCCGGCCGAUACUCUGUCGACUGCCGAAUGUUAUCAAUCUAGCGACAUCUUUCCUAAUAGCGAGUACGCCGAGGACCCAUUCCUUGGCGCAAACUUUGACGACGUCCCUGAAGAUUGGUUCGUUGCCAUUCAGGCACCAGAGAAUGGUAGCCGACAAACAGUCUACCCUAUAAGCCCUCAUCCCACGCCAUCUAUCCCAACUCAUCAAACUUUCCAGCAACCCAAAGAGCCCACUGUUAUUAGACAAGACUCGGACUUGAGCAAGGAUUACUCCGUGAACCAGGAAACCUCAAUUGACUCAAUUGAGUCCAGUCAAUCAGAUCCUCAACUAACACCGGAUACAAACCGGGGUAGCUGGUCGAGCAACGAGAGUCCCUCACAGGUCGCCUUGGCAAUGGCGACUCAGAGCCCUCGAGUAACAGUCUCGAUAUGGGGUAAAGAAGAUGAUACCCCCAUCCAAGGCGUAGAGAGGUCAUUCACCGCUGGUGGGGAGAGUCCUCGCACGGUGCGGCCUUCUCAUAGUAUUGCCGGCGACUUAGCUUAUGAUCAGCCUUGGGAAAAUUUAGGUCAUGUAUCUCGUGGUAUCCAUGGCGAUUGGAAGCCGAAUGUAGGCACCGGACAUCGUGGCCUUGCUCCUGGAGAACGACCAUCAGAAGAAGUGCCUAGCCCUAACCAGCAAGCGGCACGGCGCGAACGAGAUGAGAAAAAUCGGGAGGUUGAUGCCUGGAUAUCCCAAUCGACUGGAAACCUGGGUGAAGACCCAAAAUUCGCAUCUGCCCAUGGCGAUGAUAAUGACAAUAUUCCAACCAGUGAGAUCCCACUCGGGGACACAACAGAAAAUAAACAUAUCGAAGGACAGACUUACUUCAUUGUCGACGGCCCAGGUGGGCCUAUCAAUGAAACAGACUUUGACCUCAUGCGACAUCUGCGUACUUGGGGUGAUGCGCCAGCUAUUCAUGCCAUUCAAUCUGAUGAGCGUAAGCGCUAUCAACCAGAAACCUCACAAGCUGCCAUUGACAGGUUUUAUCGCCAAUGCCAAGAUAACGCUUCUAUAGUUUCCAAGGCGGCAACGUGGGGAACGCGGCGACGGAGCUUGCCUAGCGUGAUGGAUGUGGAAGGCAUAACCUCUGGGAAUUUUCUCAAGAAGCUCUCUAUCAGCGGCCACUCGCGUAGGCCGAGCAUCCUCCAAAGAGUUACUAGCAUGAGCCGAAAAGCGAGUGUUGGUGGGAUCCGUAAGCGCAAAGGGAGUAGCGCGAGUGACCUGCCACCGGAAGAGUUUGGCGAUCCAGCCGAUCGACGAGAAUCUAAAGAUACCCUUGCACCACCAUCUCGGACAUCGAGUUGGGGCCUUGGAGGCAUCAAUAAGAAGCCCACUCCCAGUAUAAACACCGCCCUGAUGGGGAUGGCUACGAGCGUGGCUGUGAUUGGUACCCAGCAUGCACGCAGCGGCUCAAUCAGUGCAACGCCUAUCGCUUCGCCGAAGAGUCCAUUUGGGUCUCUGAGUGUGCCCGCUUUAAGGAGACCGCGAAGCAAGACAGAGCUUCCUAAGACUUCUAGCGCUGAGCUCUCGCAUCCUAACCUAGUAGGGAUGCUGAGGAAACAAGGUGGCCCGCCGGUAGCACAGCUGGCUCGAGGACAACCUCAGGUAGAUCCGGAGGAAGACGAGGAUGAUGAUGACGAUGGCAUGGAUGAAAUCGAUUUGAAGGUUCCACACAGGACGACGAAGACGAUUGAACCGACACUCAAUGGUUUUAGAGCCCAUAUUUUGGAUAUCAACCCUAGCCUUGCAACUACUGCUGGCAUCGACAACCCCAAUGGUUUUCUAGUGGAGCGCAUUGCAUUUCAAAUGAACACUCGGUAUAAACAGCUUUUAACAGCAAAGCAAAAACAUAUGAACCAAGUAAAUCAACAAGAUUGCCCUUCUGGGACUUUCUGUCGGUCCCUUGGCGGUACCAUAAAGUAUUGGGAUGGUCGUGGUGGUGAUCGUGGGAUCGAUCCAAUAUCGGCCAGAGGCAUAUCGUCGGACGAAGAAGCAACACCGCUUGAAGGAGGUAUCAACGCAGAGAGUUUCCCACAGGGAAUCACCCCACCCCCAGCGACAUCCCUUCCAGCCGAAUUCGAAUGUCCACUAUGCUUCACCAAGAGAAAAUUCCAGAAACCUUCUGAUUGGACGAAGCAUGUGCACGAAGAUGUACAACCGUUUACCUGCACCUGGGAUAGAUGUCGUGAUCCGAAGAUGUUCAAACGAAAGGCCGAUUGGGUCCGCCACGAGAACGAAGGCCACCGCCAUCUGGAGUGGUGGACGUGUGACGUCGACGACUGUCGUCAUAUUUGCUACAGAAGGGACAAUUUCUUACAGCAUCUAGUUCGCGAGCACAAGUUUACUGAGCCCAAGGUCAAGACUAAAGCCGCUAUAAAGAAAGCCGGCGGAGCUGACCAUACAUGGCAAAAAGUUGAGCAGUGCCAUGAGGAGACGACUAAAAAGCCAACUGAAGAACCGUGCCGAUUCUGUGGGAAAACUUUCCCUACUUGGAAGAAACUAACAGUUCAUCUUGCCAAACACAUGGAACAUAUUAGCCUUCCCGUAGUUGAGCUUGUUAUGAAGAAGGAACUUGAACCCGACACCAUCAUCAGUCCCAUCCAGGAUCCACCACCACGUCACUUUGGCAUUCCUCCGCCCUCAACACCUUCGAUCAAACCUGACCCUCACAGCAUCAGCCCGCAAAUCCCCCAGACAAAUGCGAAUAUGGUCACCUAUAGCACCGCGAACACAAUAGGGUUUACGCCCAUACCCCGGCCACCCAUGGGUAACACAUACUAUCCCCAACAGCAGGCAGCGCAGCCAUACCAUGAUUUACCCCCUCAAGCGAGUCCUAUGAUGAUGCAACCGCAGUAUAGCGCCCAGCCCCAAUAUCAUGGACUACCAGUAACUACGACGUUUGCACAACCCGGCAGUACCUACGCUAUGAACAUGGCGGCUCCUGAGACAGAACCAUUUCCAGCUUUUGAAGGUCUUGGUAUUCAAGACCCAACAGGAGCCAUGGCUUAUCAAAACUUGGGGAACCCUGUUCUCCAUGGCGUAGAGCAAUACGGUAGCAAUCAUGGAUCAGUCUCACCUUACUCUCAUUCUCCCCACCCAGGCCAUAACGGCCAAUUCUACAACAGUUAGGCGCGACAAAUUCAAUUUUACCGUCUGGCAUUGCUUAUAUAUACGGAAGUUACGCCAGCACCCCUAACGCGUAUACAUGUGAGAUCUCCAUGGUAGCCGUGACAGUUAAGGCUAGUGAGACUCUGCACUUCAAGCAGCUAUACACGUAUGUAGC
Messenger RNA from Xylaria bambusicola, 3797 nucleotides. RefSeq lists its product as uncharacterized. The transcript has a single exon. The record is from RefSeq and is a predicted model, not a curated record. Lineage: Eukaryota; Fungi; Ascomycota; Sordariomycetes; Xylariales; Xylariaceae. Bases 272 to 3643 code for a protein of 1123 amino acids.